This is a messenger RNA of Oncorhynchus gorbuscha (pink salmon), 6490 nucleotides long. RefSeq names its product cGMP-inhibited 3',5'-cyclic phosphodiesterase B-like. The record is from RefSeq and is a predicted model, not a curated record. Gene Ontology annotation, molecular function: 3',5'-cyclic-AMP phosphodiesterase activity; protein kinase B binding. The coding region runs from base 247 to 3531 and encodes 1094 amino acids. Gene Ontology annotation, biological process: signal transduction. Gene Ontology annotation, cellular component: membrane. The transcript has 16 exons. NCBI's taxonomy places the organism in Eukaryota, Metazoa, Chordata, Actinopteri, Salmoniformes, Salmonidae.
GCUGCAGAGCGCGUGCCUGUGUAGAUCUGUAGUUUUUGUAGCGGAUUGUCACAUCUAGGCGGCGACACGGAGUCCCUUUUAUCUAAAAACAACAACAUUUCACCUUCUCUUUCUUUUAGUCAAAAUGCUUGAGCACGUUUGAGUGACCAUGGAGUGCGUUUGCCGUCAUGUAGUUGAGUCUUAAUACGUCGAGAAUAUUGGGAGAAGGAAACUUUUGAAGGAAUCCAAGGAGCUACAGUUGAAAACAUGGCUGUUCGCGAGGAAGGAGAGGUUUUGCACAGUAAAAUCAGGCACCACGAUGGGGUUGCCAAUGCAAACAGCACAGAGAGCUUCAGGAACGGCUAUGUGAAGAGCUGCGUCACCCCUUUAAAACAAGACCAUCAAAGGGGAUUUUUGUUUAACAUCUGUAGGUUUUGCAAUGAGGACAUUCUGAAUUCAAAAAUAUUUCGAAUUUCUGGCCUAUACCUGGGUGCAUUCGCAAUUUUUGCAGUUUCAUUGCUUAUUUCCAGGAGCUUACAAAGUGACUUCAGCUUUUGGGAUUUGCGGACUUUUCUGUCGGGCUUCUCUCAGUCCAUCAGCCCUCUCUUUAGCAUAGGCUGUGCAUUCUUCUUUUUGACCUUUUAUUUAAGGAGGAAAAAGAGGGAAAGUAAUACAUGUUGGCUUGUGUCACUGCCAGCAUCAUGUUACUUAGGGGAUUUUUUAGUUUUGCGGUUUUUGCAGUGGGGAGAGGACCAACACCAGAUGCAAAUGAUUGGCAGGUUGUUAUUCGUGUUGGGGUGUGUGGGUCUCCUAACACUGAUCCCCACUUUGAAACUCAAACACAGUGUUCUGAUCCUGGUGUUUGCCAGUGUUGUGUGGUUGGUGUCUUUCACCAGUCUGAGCUGUCUGCCUGCACUCAUGAGACCCGUGUUUGCGUGUUUGGCGGGUGUCUCAGGCUCGCUCUUGUCCCUCUGUUUUGACCAUUAUUACCCGUCGAGGGAAACGCCGAAUAGGAUCUCCAGCAACGAGGAGAAAGUCCCUGUGAUCAGACCCAGGAGAAGAUCCAGUUGCGUUUCUUUGGGGGAAACGUCGACCAGCUAUUAUGGCAGCUGUAAAAUGCCUCGCAGACCUUCGUUACCGUGCAUAUCCAGAGAACAGAUGAUCCUAUGGGACUGGGACCUGAAGCAGUGGUACAAGCCCCAGUAUCAGGGAGCGGUAAGUGGUAACGGAGUGGACCUGUCGGUCAUCAACGAGGCCAGGAACAUGGUGUCUGACCUGCUGAUGGACUCGUCCCUGUCGCCACACACCGUCUCGUCCCUGCGCAGCGUCAGCAGCCUCAUGGGGACCUUCUCUGGCUCCUGUCGGCCCAGGGUCAACCCCUUCACUCCCUUCCCAGGUUUCUACCCCUGUCCCGAGGUGGAGGACCCUGCAGAGAGGGGCGACAGGAAGCCCCUGAAGGGUCUUAGCAGCAGGAACAGCCUACCAACCCCCCAGCUCCGCCGUGGCUCUACCUCCUCCCCUCUCCCCCCUCUGGAGUCUGCCUCCUCCCGCUGGGAACGCAACAACGGCAAGAGACCGGGACCCCACCCUGACCUCAAUAUGACCAGCACGGGGUCUCUGUCCAAUGGGCCAAAUGCAAACCUGUUGACCAUCCCUAAGCAGAGGUCCUCCUCUGUGACCCUGACCUACCAUGCCGGGCCCAGGAGAGCAGGUGCGUCCCCCAGUCUGAGUCCUGUCAGCUCCCCCAGCCACAGUCCUCAAGGGGGAGGUCUCUCCUCCCAGGUUACGCGCCCUCCGGUGGAAUUUCCCGACACAGCUGACUUCCUCACCAUGCCCAGCGUCAACCUGCACAAGCCCCUGGGCUACAUCCUCAGCUCCGCUGACUUCCAGGGGCCCUAUCGCAGCCCCGCUGCCCUGUGCACCAGCUGUGGUCGUCAGAUGCUGAAGAACAUGCCCAGUAUGGAGGCGGGGGAGGGACACCUGCCAUUCACUGGUCAUGCUGAGGCCCAGCGCAGACGCUCAGCAGGUGAGGGGUCAGAGUUCAUGGGGGAGGCACUGAUCAGGGAGGAGAGUGUGGAGGCCGAGUCGAUGGGGGACAGGAGUCCAGACGCAGGGAGCCGGGGCCAGACAGACAAGGAGGAGCAGAGCGCCACCACAGAGCAGCAGACUCAGGAAACAGAGGGUGAGUUCAGACUAGACCCCCUGCUGGAGAACCACGAUGACCUCAUGGAGAAGAUCAACAGCUGGAACUUCCAGAUCUUUGACCUGAUGGACAGAACAGGAGGGAAGACAGGAAGAAUACUCAGCUACGUGACCUACACUCUGUUCCAGGACACUUGUCUGUUUGAGAUGUUUAAGAUCCCUGUGAGGGAGUUCAUGUCCUAUUUCUGUGCUCUGGAGAACGGCUAUAGGGAUAUUCCCUAUCAUAACCGGGUCCAUGCCACUGAUGUUCUCCAUGCUGUCUGGUACCUGACUACCCGGCCUGUUCCAGGAUUCCAGCAGAUCCACAAUGAGCAUGUGACAGGAAGUGACACAGAUUCAGACAGUGGGAUCUCGCCGGGCCGGGUAUCAUACGCCUCCUCCAAGAGCUCGUCCAUCUCUGACGACAACUACGGCUGCCUGGCGUGGAACAUCCCUGCUCUGGAACUCAUGGCACUAUAUGUAGCAGCUGCCAUGCAUGACUAUGACCACCCCGGUCGCACAAACGCCUUCCUCGUAGCCACUAACGCAGCUCAGGCGGUGUUGUAUAAUGACCGUUCGGUCCUGGAGAACCACCACGCUGCUUCGGCCUGGAGCCUCUACCUGUCCCAGCCAGAGUUCAACUUCCUGGCCAACUUGGACCACGUGGAGUUCAAACGCUUUCGCUUCCUGGUCAUCGAGGCCAUCCUCGCCACAGACCUGAAGAAGCACUUUGACUUCCUCGCCGAGUUCAAUUCAAAGGUGAAUGAUGUGAACAGUCCAGGAAUCGACUGGACUAAUGAGAAUGACCGGCUGCUGGUGUGCCAAGUCUGCAUUAAGCUGGCAGACAUCAACGGGCCGGCCAAAGGACGCGAUCUGCACCUCAAGUGGACAGAAGGCAUUGUCAAUGAGUUUUAUGAGCAGGGGGAUGAGGAAGCCACUUUGGGAUUACCCAUCAGCCCCUUCAUGGACCGCUCCUCUCCCCAGCUGGCCAAGCUGCAGGAGUCCUUCAUCACACACAUCGUGGGUCCGCUCUGCAACUCGUACGACGCCGCUGGCCUGCUCCCUGGCUACUGGAUCGACGAGGAGCGCUCUGAGGAUGAGGAAGAGCAGGUGGAGGACACAGAGACUGACGAAGACGAGCUGGAGGAGGAGCUCGAACCAAAAAGGAGAAACGGCCGGCGUCGGCUGUUCUGCAACAUCAUGCAGCACCUGACAGAGAACCACAAGGUGUGGAAGAAGACCAUCGAGGAGGAGGAGAAGAGCAACGAGAAGCAGCAGGCCGACAGUCUGCCUCUCAGCCUGUCCCCUUCGCCCUCCGACGACCAGAUCCAGGUCAUUCAGGAGGAGGAGGAAGGAGAGGAGCGCCAGUAGCAUGAGAAAGAUGAAGAAGAGGACGAGGAGGGACAGAUCCAGGUCAUUCAGGAGGAGGAAGGAGAGGAGUGCCAGUAGCAUGAGGAAGAUGAAGAUGAAGAAGAGGAAGAGGAGGGACAGAUCCAGGUCAUUCGGGAGGAGGAGGAAGGAGAGGAGCGCCAGUAGCAUGAGGAAGAUGAAGAAGAGGAAGAGGAGGGACAGAGCCAGGAUGCUCGGAAAGGGCAGAACAGUGAAAGAGAAAGUCCUUCAACUCCUCCCUCUUACACACACACACACACACACACACACAAACAUUUAUAUACACACACACACACACACACACACACACACACACACACAACACAUACAUACACACACAUAUUAUAGAUAUAUACACAAACAUACACACACAGGAUGACCCUGCUGGAUCUCCACACGUUGAAAUUGUCACUGUGCCGACACGCUAAUGCAGUCAUGUUGUUUUGAAAAAAGGCCUUACUACUGUGAGGGGAUUCUUGCUGCAAUGGUGGGAACCCCACUCCUAUGCACUUUCACCCCAUGGAGAGUAGACCAAGAACAAACACCAGAGCUGAGGACACUGGUGUGGAGAGGAAGAGAGGAAAAGGGUCUGGAUGUGCCCUCCAUGGUGAUCUGGCUGUAAUGCUGCCUUGAACGCAGAGCACUUAACUCUCCCUAAGGUACUAAAACAAAUCCUAUGAUUUCAAAUAAAGGAAAAGAAAAAACACCUUGACGUGGUUGACAUCCGUUACCAAAGCGAACAGUUCAAAUGUGGAAAGACAAGAGACUGAGACUGUUUCAGGCUCACUGUCAGGAAUAUUCUAGAUCUAUAUAUCAAAUGUGCCUGUCUGAACCUUUACUGAGUCCCCUGGUCCAGACCCUAGGUUUGUCUGUGCAGUCCUCUCCCCUUGCUGGCGACACACUGUAUCACUGACUCAGUCACAGAGACGUUGUGGAAAUGAGCAUUAUACCUGCAUCGUUUUUGAUGCCUUUUAUUCAAGUGUACCACCUGCCUUUUAUUCAAGUGUACCACCUGCCUUUUAUGUUUCCUUCUUUUUGUGUUGGUUUAAUUAAGUUGGUGUGAGCGUGUGAGCGUGUGAGCGUGUGUGUGUGUGUGUGUGUGUGUGUGUGUGUGUGUGUGUGUGUGUGUGUGUGUGUGUGUGUGUGUGUGUGUGUGUGUGUGUGUGUGUGUGUGUGUGUGUGUGUGUGUGUGUGUGUGUGUGUGUGUGUGUGUGUGUGUGUGUUUUCUUCAGGAACGCUUGGUCGCCAGUCAUUGAAAUGUUAUCAGAGAUGAGAUGUUCUCUGUUGUUCCAAUGAAGGGAUGGUUUUUUUUCUUUUGAUUUAUAUCUAUUUUUUCACGGUUACUCAGGAUUCUCGUGAAGUUGAAUAAUUAUUUUGCAAGAAUUUAAGUAAUUGACUUUAAAACAAAGAUAAUUAAAUCUCGGUGAUUGAAAUAGUUUUUAAGCUUUGUAAGAACAACUUGAAAAACAAACACAUUCAAGCAAUUGAACUGCUCCUCUGUGAUAGAGCAAAGUAUGUCCUGUGUUUCUGUCAACCUCCGCUGCCCCGCUGGCAGCGCCGUUGGCUUGAUCUUCUGAAGACCUCACUGUAGAAUUGGGAUCCUUGAUUGUCAGUUGACUGCAAAAGACCUGUUUGCAGCAAGGCAACAUUUUGUACAGUAAAAUCCCAUGAUUAUUCAUGUACCAGUAUAGGUAAAGGUGUUUUUGAGUGCAUUGCUGUUGGCAUUGUUUUUACACAUACUUUGUCUAGCUAACCUCUUCAUUUCAUUUGUCAUUCUACAGACACUGAUGUUUUGACAAAAACUAUAGAUCUUUGCCAAACCCACAACCAGGCCAGUGUGUAAAGGGGGUUAAGUAAUCCAGGGUUUCACCUUCACUUUGGUUUUGUUUUUUAUAUUGUCUUAUUCUCUGUACCAUAAGACAGUUUAAUACUAAUAGUUCUAUAUUUCUGUCUGUAAAAACUCUAGGCAUUCCACUAGAAAGAGUUUAAUGAAAGAGAUGGCAGACCUGCAAGCCGAACUCACUUAUCACCCUAUCAAGUCAUUUUCUCUGGAGAAGGAAGUUCUCAAGUAGGCAGUGUAAUUCAAGCUAGUAUAUUUAAAGACAAAAAAUAUAUAUAAAUGUGCACAUUUUACUACCAAACAAGUGUUUAGCCUCUGCACAAAAAAUAAUAUCUGCAUAUAAAUAUGGUGUAUAAAUAUAUAUUAUAUUUUUUAAUUAAUCAACAGAACGCAUCUGUUUUCUACACACAGCUGACAUAUAUUGUACAGUGAGACCCUGUAAUUCUCAUCCUGUUUCCAGAGUUUUUAUCUGAUACUACAGAUGUUGAACUGUGGGGUUUGGUGUUUUUCUUUUGGGUUCAGCGUCUCCCUGCUCCUUAUCACAACCACUUUCUCUCUUAACUCUGUUGUCUACUCAGUCCACCCAUCCACCCAACCAGUGCCAAACUGUCCCUGCUCACUGCCCACUGCCCAGCCUCUGGGCUCUCAUACACUGGGCUUGUUAUGGUUGGCCCCAGAGGUCUCGCUGAGCUCCAUGUCCCACAGCAGGCUCAAAGUGAUGCUGGUGAAGCCCAGCCCAGGUGUUGUGGAGGAGAGCUCACGACUCCUAACCGUGGCCCUUCAGUCCGUUCGGGUUGAGCGACACUGUGUCUCUUACUUAAGUUCUGAUGGUGAAUUGUGAUGCCUCUACAACCUCCAGCCACCUCCCCCCACAUUGUAUGGCUCAUUAUGUUGUAAAGGUUUGUUUGUUGGCUUGUCACUGUGCAGUCUCACGAACCACAGUGUCCUCUAAUGUUCUUGUCAUAAAAGUGUCUAUGAAUGGCUGUUACCCUUAUGUAGCAUUGAGAUAUUGUAUGUCUGUUGUAACUGUUCAACCAUAUCAAAAUUGUGGGGGAAAUGAUUUUUGUUAUUUAUAGCUGUCAUAAAACACCAUCCCUAAAA